Messenger RNA from Ornithodoros turicata, 1515 nucleotides. RefSeq lists its product as uncharacterized. Bases 1 to 1515 code for a protein of 504 amino acids. The record is from RefSeq and is a predicted model, not a curated record. Gene Ontology annotation, molecular function: nucleic acid binding; RNA-DNA hybrid ribonuclease activity. NCBI's taxonomy places the organism in Eukaryota, Metazoa, Arthropoda, Arachnida, Ixodida, Argasidae. The transcript has a single exon.
AUGCGUCUUCGAAAAUGGAUGUCUAACGACGAAGAUUUGCUGCAGCGUAUCAGUGAACGUCAGAACGGAGGAACGACGUCGUUGGUGGGAGAAAUGCAACCACGAAAGGUUCUGGGAGUUGUGUGGAAUCCCCGAACAGAUAAAUUCGGCUUUGACUUGAGUGCGCCGAUCGGGUUUACAAGUACAAUGAAACGUGCCGUACUUCAAUCCUGCGCACGCAUCUUCGACCCUUUCGGAUUCUUGGCGCCAGUUGUCACUAGUGUAAAGCUACUGUUCCAAGCGCUCUGGGAACGAGGAACAGAUUGGGACGAUGACUUGCCGUCAGAUAUCUCAAUGGAGUGGAAUGAAUGGUGCAACGAGCUACCGUGUCUCCAGUACGUGACGAUUCCAAGGAAGCUAGCCGAAGACCUCAAUAACGGCGAGUCAACUAAGACUCUACACGUCUUCUCGGAUGCUAGCCCACGAGCUUACGGCGCAGUCGCGUACUUGAGGACAGAAACACCACAAGGGGAUGUAAAUGUAUCAUUGGUGAUGUCCAAGUCACGUGUUGCCCCUUUAAAGAAAAUGUCACUCCCACGUAUGGAACUGAUGGGUGCAGUUGUCGCCGCACGGCUGUCGAACUACAUCAUUAAAACGCUUCCUCCUCCCGAUUUGGCGAUCCAUCUUUGGUCGGACUCGACUGUGACCCUGCAUUGGAUUACGGGUAAUGCCAACCGAUGGACACGAUUUGUCGCCAACCGCGUCUCCGAGAUUCAGCAGCUAACGGAUCCCGCUAAUUGGAGUCACUGCCCAGGAAAAGAAAACCCCGCGGACUUGCUUACGCGUGGCCAGCGACCCGACGCUCUCCUGAGAAGUCAAGUGUGGUGGAGUGGUCCACAAUGGCUACAGAUACCGCAGUCACAAUGGUUACUUGAGCCCUCAGUACCAGCGAACGUGGAAGAUUACUCCGCAGAAGAGAGAAAAAGUAUGAAGAUCCGCAAAGUUGUUACCAAACCAGUGUCAUGUCGCAUAUUACGCAUCGAAAGCUACAGCUCCCUGACGCGAGUGACCCGUAUAACUGCGUGGGUCAAACGGUUCGUCAGCAACUGCAGGAACAGAUCACGUAGACGGACGGGACAACUGACUUCCGAGGAAUUAACGCCUGCAGAGAUUUAUUGGAUAACUAACGUGCAAAGGGAUUCAUUCGCCAAAGAUAUUGCGAAGUUGCGUUCAUCGGAGCCGCUCGGACCAGACAGCACUAUCUGUAACCUUUCCCCAUACCUGGACAAUGAUGGGAUUCUUCGUGUUGGGGGAAGACUACAGUUCAGCGACAUAAAGGAGACAACGAAGCCUGUGAUUCUUCCGUCAACUCACUCAUUUGCUGCCCUUCUCACUGACAGGGAACAUAUACGACUGCUGCAUGCAGGGGAGUGGGAUACUUUGGCUCAGCUACGGGAGGACUAUUGGAUCGUGAAGGGACGCCAGGCUGUGAAAAAGAUUAUCUGGCGUUGUCUAAUUUGCCGAAAGGAAGAGUAA